Molecule: messenger RNA, 2505 nt
Organism: Dama dama (fallow deer)
Lineage: Eukaryota; Metazoa; Chordata; Mammalia; Artiodactyla; Cervidae
Product: C-X-C motif chemokine 17
Exons: 4
Coding region: 1825-2184 (119 amino acids)
Biological process (GO): positive regulation of macrophage chemotaxis; negative regulation of inflammatory response; macrophage chemotaxis
Source: RefSeq, a predicted model, not a curated record
AUGGCUUUUAUGCCCUAAGUUAGUACAUUUCUAAGGGGAAGAUAGUUUAACAUAACGUCAGCUUGUCCUUCACGAAACCAGGGUGUUUUCUGCAUACUUCUUUAUGAGGGUCUUGUAUAUUAUCUUCUGGCCUUGGGGCCUAUUAACAUUUCAUGCAGGUCAGGUGAAUGUAAACCUAUUUUCUGUUUCUAUGGUGACUGAAAGGUAGCAGUCUCAUAGGGCAACAGUAUACAGUAGAAGUAUAACCUUGUUAACACAAAAAUUAAUCCUUCUACAGAAGUUGUCAGUUGCGUUUAUCUAAGAAGUUUACCCCAGACUGACUCUGCGACUUUGGUGAGGCAGCUUCUGCCUAGCACUCUUGGCUGACAAUUAACAACCAUCUCAUUGUUACCACACUAGGGCUAAGUUCUUAUUUCUCUAGAUCUUUAACUAUAUUAACAAUGGUUUCUAUAACACAACCUUAGCACAUUAAAAGCAAAAACACAGCAAGCAAAUGUUAACCCAAUAGCUACUUUUAGAAUAAUUUUUCUUACGUUUUCUAAUAGGACUCCUUCACCCCUCAAAAAUGCUCUAUGUCUAUUAGGGCUUUUAUAUAAUCAGGUUCUUUAUGCUAUUUUAUGACUAGGAUAUUAUAAGCAAUCAUGCAUAUUAGUACCAAGGGCAUAAAUGCAUUUGGCUAACUAACUACCAGCAAAGGAGUUUAAAUUAAAACACUCCUUUCACCCUGAAUAAUCUCAUAAAGUACCACCACCUGGGAAACUUAUUGAUUAAAGUUAUAAAUUGAUUUUUAUUUGGGAAUAGAUCGGGGAAGGCCUUCUGCCUGUGUCACAGAAAUUAGGGAGUAGUCUAUUGAAGCAAGCAUCAGAAAGACAGAUAUCAUCUUCAAGGUGAGCACCGGGGGCAGCUUUUCAAAAUCCCUGAAAACCUGAUCCGCCUUGCUUGUCAGGCUUUCUCCUCGCGACCUUGUCAUGGGUGGGAUCUCGUGUGCCGGCUCCCAGCACCUCUCCUCUAGGCAGGAGCCAUGAGGCCAUAUACCAGGAAGUUCCAAUACUUUGGCCACCUGAUGCAAAGAGCCAACUCACUGGAAAAGACCCUGUGUUGGGAAAGACUGAAGGCAGGAGGAGAAGGGCACGAUAGAGGAUGAGCUGGUUGGAUGGCAUCACCAACUCGAUGGACAUGAGUGUGAGCAAGCUCCAGGCACUUUGACCCAGUGCCCCAGGGCAGUGUUUGGGCAAGAAGAGCCUCUCCUCCAUCCUCUGUGCUUCCCUCCUUAUGCAGCCACAGACUUGGAGGACGUUCUCCACAGUGGGGACACCACGACGUCUGACACUGUGCCAAGGCUGGGAGUGGGGAAGGCAGAGGGGAGAGAGGCCAUGCCAUCCUCUUUGCCAACCCUUAGCCCUCACUUUUCCUGCCAGACACUAAGCUAGAAAAUGUCACUCAAACGUAUAAGGAAAUUCAAACAAGCCACAAUAAGAAAUCAUAACACAUUGCGGGGUGGAGAGGCGGGAGGGAGGAGGGAGGGGAUGAGCAUGGCUGCCAGGUUACCAGUCACCCUCUCGUGUUCCUACAAAGGCUUCAUUUGUUUGGCCAGUUUUGCCUCCCAGAUUCCCAUAAAACACAUGGUCCAACCUGUUACCUAACAAGGCCAGCGCCACUCGGCCCUUCCCGCCCUCUAAUGAGAACGCUGGUCUGGGAGUAAAGUGCAGACCCCGCCCCCCACCCCAGCGACGUCCCACGCACGGCCUGAGCCGCCGGGAGAAGUGGGGACCCUCUCACUGGGAGCUGCUGAAGAGUCGCCACGGAGCAGCAUCGACAGGCGACAUGAAGGUUCUAAUCUCCUCCCUCCUCCUGUUGCUGCCACUAAUGCUGAUGUCCGCAGUCUCCAGCAGCUCACACACAGGGGUCGCCAGAGGCCAGAGGGACCAACGCCAGGCUUCUGGGAGGUGGCUCCGAGAAGGAGGCCAAGAAUGUGAGUGCCAAGAUUGGUUCCUGAGAGGCCCUAGAAGAACACUCAUGACAGCGCCCAGGCUGACAAAGAAGCCAUGUCCCUGUGAUCAUUUCAAAGGCAGGAUGAAGAAAACCAGACACCAAAGACACCACAGGAAGUCAAACACGCUCUCCAAAGCCUGCCAGCAAUUUCUCACACGAUGUCUGCUAGAAAGCAUUGCUCUGCCCUUAUAGGCGCUCUGAGACCCCACCCUCCCGAUGAAACAUUCUCAGUCAACAAAGCUGUGAGUGCACCUAGAAGACACUCUUCUCCCACCUCACGUCCUCCGAUUCCUGUCCCCACUCCCUAAAUCAUCCCAAAAGCAUUUUCCCUGAGAUUAUUGCCCCCUCUAGUGCCUUGUUCAUUUUCAGUCUUUUCCUGGGGCUGCCCCUGACAGAGCCUUAAGCUUACUUACCUGAAAGAAACCAAGAAUCUCUGAGUACCUAGAGCUGGUCCUCCCUGACUAUAAACACAAACAGGAAAAUAGCAAACAAAAUCAAUAAAUAUACUUAAAU